CACAGUUGAGGUCUAUAAACUGCGCGCGUUCACUUCACAAGCGAAUUAACAUCGAACCACGAAGCGUCACAGCCAGACUAACGGGCACCAAAAGCUGAAGGAUUUACAGCAAUUCAAUUUUUAUCAUCGUUUAAGUUUUUAUUGUUGUUAAUUAAAGGCUACUUACGCACAGGGAUAUUAUUUUGUAAAAACGCGACCCGUACAAACCGUUUGUUUUCUACAAGAGACCAUGGCAGUUUUGACAGAUGGAGACAAAUGCAUCAAAUAUUUGCUGUUCACGUUCAAUUUUAUUUUCUGGCUGGCAGGGACGGCGGUGCUCGCCAUCGGACUCUGGCUGCGCUUCGACCCCAAGACCAAGGGCCUGUUCGAGGGGGAGGAGUCACCCUCCGUCUUCUUCACAGGCGUGUACAUCCUGAUCGGCGCCGGGGCGCUCAUGAUGGUGGUGGGCUUCCUGGGCUGCUGCGGGGCCAUCCAGGAGUCCAUGUGCAUGCUGGGAUUGUUUUUCUUCUUCCUGCUCGUCAUAUUUGCUGUAGAGGUCGCGGCAGGAAUCUGGGGCUUUUCCAACCAGGACAAGAUCGUGAACGACGUGGCGGAGUUCUACAGGAAGACCUUCGAGAACUACAAGGCGACCAAGCAGGAAGUGCUGAAGGAGACCCUUCGCCUGAUCCAGCACGGGCUCAAAUGCUGCGGCACCACGGGGACCAAAUUCGACGGCGCCGGCGACACCUGUCCCAAAGCGGAAGGGUUGGAAGUGCUAAUCACCAAGAGCUGCCCGAGCGCCAUUGAGGAGGUGUUCAACUCCAAGCUGCACGUGAUCGGGGGGGUGGGAAUCGCCAUCGCGGUCGUUAUGAUAUUUGGUAUGAUCUUCAGCAUGAUGCUCUGCUGCGCCAUCCGGAGGACCCAGCAGGUGGUGUGAGGCUCCCAUCGCCACGGCGACGCCUCCCUCCUGCUGUUCUUAACGUCUGCCCGUCAGUCCCAAGGCCACAGCUUCAACUACCUUUACAGUUCGCAACCUCCCUGUCCUCGCCCAUCCUGUUACGUCACAGUGUUCUACCCAGUCACUAACCGCGUUUUCCGUACUAGCUGAAAAGCAGUUAUAGGCUGCCUUUGAACCGGUUUUGGAAUUUUACUUCAGAAAGCUAACGUUGUGAGGAUUUUAUUUAGCAAAUAGCUAGCAGUGUUGUGGUUUCGUGAUCACGAAAAAAAACAGCCUUCAAGUUUUACUGUUUUUGUAUUUUUUAAUGUAAUGAGUUUGUAAAACUUGUGUUACUGAGUGGUACUUGUGGAUUUUUUCAAGCAACAAAUGAUAUUGACUUUUGUAACAUUUCCUAAGAGUAACCUGAUUUAUACUCUUGAUUUUUUAUGUAUCUAUUUUAUUGAACACAAAGAAAUGUAAGUAACAUUUUAAAAUGCCAAAUAAAAUUAAUCAAAAUAA
This is a messenger RNA of Anguilla rostrata (American eel), 1435 nucleotides long. RefSeq names its product CD9 antigen-like. The transcript is spliced from 8 exons. The record is from RefSeq and is a predicted model, not a curated record. Gene Ontology annotation, cellular component: plasma membrane. NCBI's taxonomy places the organism in Eukaryota, Metazoa, Chordata, Actinopteri, Anguilliformes, Anguillidae. Bases 230 to 916 code for a protein of 228 amino acids.